CUCAGAUCAUUUCAUUUGAACGGGAUUUACCAUAGGAACCAAAUAGUGUUUGUUGUUAACCGGUAAAAUAUUCCUGACGCACUGCAAAUGUUCAGUUCACGUAACGUAGCAACAUUAGCUUUAGCUGAUCAAAGAGCGAGCCUACAGUAGGCAGGAACUAUUUGAAUGUGUACUAAUACAUGAAAAACCUUGCAUGUAUUUUCAAAGUGUUAAUUAAAAUAUUAUUUCUUGACUUCUGUCCGCUUGUCGGAUUCUCGGUUUGUCAUCCUAUUUUGUUUUAACAUUAGGUACCGUAUCAAUUUUGCGAACUAAAGCGGAAUGUUGGUUAACGUUAGCUAACGUUAGAAACAAGGCGUAACGUAAACAAACAAAUCUAUUCACUGUGCACCUGUUGUCGGUAACGUUAACUCAUGCACUGAUAAUUUGCGUGCAUGUGCGAACAACACUGAAAACAAACAACAACAAAAAACAAACUAGCUGCAUUGCCGUCAACUGGAUCAUCUUAGGCCCACGGGAUGGCUGCUGCAAGACAUGCAGCCGGACCAAGUACCUCCAGGAAGGGUCUCAUAGAUAUUUACAGUGACUUGAAUCAAAACGACGAGGAUUUGGACAGAAUAGCUGAAGCAAAUGAACUUUUUGAUGCAGUUUUGACUGGCUCAGUCAAUCAGGAGGACAAGAAAGUUACUACAAAUGUGGUGCCUCUUAAGGAGACACCAGAUAAAGAGGAGGCUAAAUCACCAGUGAAAAGUCAAAAAGGAGGAAGCUCACUGAGGAGACUCGCUUUAUACAUUGGAAAUUUCCCCUGGUGGACAUCUGAUAAGGACCUCACAUGCAUGGCUCAAACGUUGGGUGUGAGGGACAUCACAGAGAUCAAGUUUGCUGAGAACAAAAUUAAUGGCCAGUCAAGAGGCUAUGCAGAAAUGGUGGUAACCUCGGAAGAGUCAUUAAAAAUAUUAUUGGAAAAAAUACCCCAAUGUGAACUCAAUGGGGCAAGGAUAGACUGUCGCUUUGCCACUCGCCAGAAUCUCACCAUGUUUGAGGACACAGCAAAUAAACGUAUACCCAUGCGUGUUAAUUCCAAAGAUCCAAAGGACUUAGAUUCUUCUGAAAAGAUUCCCUCAUUAUUAUCACAGGAGCCCAGCCCUCCCCCUAUACCUCCACUUUUCCCAUCACAUCCACAUGCAAACAGGUUUCCCUCACUGCCCGGCCCUUACCUUGGUCAGCCACCUCCCUUCCCACAUAUGCCACCAAACAUUCCUCCACCACCCCAUUUGUUCCCUCCUCAUCCAGUCCAUGUUCCUAGCCAACCGUCUCCCAGUCUGCAUAUAAAUCCAGCAUUCUUCACCCCAGCACAAGACGGACACAGCAGCAAAGGGUACAGCCAGCAAAAACACGCACCUCAAAGUACAGGUGGGGAUUUUGAGGAGCUGAUGAACAGGAAUAGAGCUGUCGCCAGCAGUGCCAUCACCAAGGCUGUGUCUGGAGCAACGGCUGGUGACUUAAGGGUGGCCAUGGAGACUCUAUUAACUGCCAUUGCCAUCAUCAAGCAGUCCAGAGUGUACGGCGAUGAACGCUGCCAGGCCCUGGUCACCUCACUUAAAGACUGUCUAGUCUCUAUCCAGGGCAACUACGGCUACAGGGGCAGCAGUCGUUCUCGGGAUGAAGAAAGAGACCGGGACAGGGGUCGCGACAGAGAGCGAGAACGUGACAGAGAACGUGACAGAGAACGUGACAAAGAAGAUUCUUCAGGUUGGGAAGGCGCGGGAAUGUCUCGAAGACGCAGAGAACGCUCCUGGAGUGGUGACAGGGACAAGGAACGCUCACGGGAACGGGAAAGGCACCGAGAUUACAGAGACCGAUACCGCUAACUUGACUAGUGGAGUGUGAAGUGUGAAGAGCGAAGACAGAAUUUUUGUUUCUGCACCAAGAUGUAUAAAAUUCCAGAGGAAUCUAAGGUGAGACUGAAGAUGUAUCUCCAAAAGACUAAAAUGUACUUUUUGUUGUUUCUCCAGUUGUGUGUACAUACUGCGACUUUUACCUGUUUUAAGAAAAAAAUGUGGUUGUAGAUUUGUUGCUGGGACAUCAGAUUCCAGUGCUUGCAUGCGUGGGAACACCUCUUAACAACUUCUGUAAUACAGUGUUUUCAUCACUUUCUUUUGUAUUAAAUCUACACAUUAAAAAACAUUACCUGAAAA
Micropterus dolomieu (smallmouth bass) is the source of this 2195-nucleotide messenger RNA. Its product is annotated as cleavage and polyadenylation specificity factor subunit 7-like. Gene Ontology annotation, cellular component: mRNA cleavage and polyadenylation specificity factor complex. NCBI's taxonomy places the organism in Eukaryota, Metazoa, Chordata, Actinopteri, Centrarchiformes, Centrarchidae. Gene Ontology annotation, molecular function: mRNA binding. The transcript has 9 exons. Gene Ontology annotation, biological process: mRNA alternative polyadenylation. The record is from RefSeq and is a predicted model, not a curated record. The coding region runs from base 516 to 1868 and encodes 450 amino acids.